AUGUCGGAAUCUGUGGAUACAGCCAAAGCGGCAGCAAAGCUAGAGGCAAUUGAGGCCAUUAAUCGGGAACCGUCUUUCACAGCUGAAGUGAAGUCGGCGCUCAUCGAAGCCUACUUGCAAGAAGAUAUCAGUGUGGAAGGAGCUCAAUCCACGCAAUUGAGUUUCAUUGUUGGAUCGAAAGCAGCUGCACCGCGGGAAGACCGGAACGAAAGUGACAUUUCGACAAAGAGAGAUUUGAUUGCUGCAAUUUAUCAAGACAAUACCCUUAGUCCGAAAGAGAAGCACUUGCAAGUUCAGGCAUUGGUUGGACCCGACCAACCAAACUUUGUCCAAAAUGGCACCGCCAAUGCGCGUGGAAGAGCCGUUCAAGCAAUCUACAAGGAUGAUACCUUGAGCCCAAGAGAAAAACUGGAGCGUGUCCACGUGCUAAUGGAAGCAAAUGCGGCUCCUGCCAGAAACACAACUUCGAGACUUGCCUCGGCACUGGCAAGGCGACGCCGACCACGCCCUGCAGUAGAGAUUGUGAGUGUGUCCCCCGAUCACAUUUCCAGCUCGGUUACUGGAGACUCUGUCUCGCAAUUGGAACAAGAUAGCUACUUUAAAGACGAAUUCAGUAAAGGGAGCCGAAGCCAUCCAAGCGAUGAUGGAACGCGAACAUAUGGCAGGUCGGAAGCAUCAACAAAGCAAUCAAACUCAUUGGUCGUUGAUACAGAUACCCUCAGUGAUAUUUCUGACGGCCAAGACAACAACAAGCGUCUUUACGUUAUGCUUUUUUGUGCUGUCGUCUUCUUUUGGGCUAUCGUCGGUCCUCUCUUGGGAUCAUACUGGGACGAUAUCACAGGAAAUGGUGAUAAGGGAACCGUCUUUGAGAUUUCUACUCUCAGUCCCACGGCUUUCACUACACAAGAGCCAACGGCAAUGGUGCACUUCCCUCCAAGUACAAACCAAUGCUUGAGAAUCAGUCAAGGCAACAGUGUCUUUGGUCAAGAAGAAAUGGCUAUCAAGUCCUUCAGACUUGAUGUGGACGUGACUCUGAAUCUUGCCACCAGUGACGCCUCAUCAUUGAUGGACACAGUUGCAGAAGCCAUGCAACGGAUCUUGGCCCCAACUCUCGCUGGAUGCCCCAAGAACUUGUUGGUAUCAGCCCAAGGCGUACGUGGGAGAGAUCGACGAAGGCUAAUUAAAGAUUAUGUUGUUGGAAGCGCCAAGGUCGAGGCCGUUCCUGGUAGCGACAAUGGCAACUGUGCCCAAAACUACAAUGCCUGUUUUCGAAUGAAGGUUGCGUUGGAGCUCUACAUGAAGGGGUACGAGAGUAACUUGCGAGUCAUCAAUCACAUCAACGGUAUCUUCGGACGAAAGGACUUGUUCAACGUAUUGGAACUUUCAGCUCCAUUUGAAGAUGUUGAGGUAAUCAACGUUCUUGCAACAGCCGAGACUACUGAUGUUCCCACCAGCGAGCCAUCUUUGCCUCCCACUGGCAAACCAACAGGAGCUGUUACCUUGACUCCCACAAGAUCUCCAACAUUGUCUCCAACAGGCAACACCCGUAUACCCACCCGUUGGCCAACAAACAGACCAACUCCUGCUCCUCAAACUCCUCCUCCCACCAUGUCACGAAGGAGCCACAUUGAGCAGUCUUUGAGAAACAUUCCCUUGACCAAUGUUGACGCUUACGAUUGGCUCUUCAAUGCCGAUUAUUGGGUGCCUAGUACAUUGACUGCCAGCACUGACGCAGGAGUUUGGAUCGAUCGCUACGUCCUGAUGACGCUGUACUACACCAGUCAGGGACCAACAUGGGGAAUUCGCAAUGGUUGGGGAGCGUCCAUCAAUCACUGCAGUUGGGUUGGAGUUUCUUGUCACUCCUCCAACAACCGAGUUUCCGGUGUCGAGUUGCGUGGAAAUUUGAUGAUUGGUUCCUUCCCUCGAGAACUCAUGGCAUUGACCAAGCUGACAGCUUUGGAUCUAUCGCAGAACACUUUUGCUGGAUCUCUUCCAACAGAAAUUGGGCUCAUGACUGACCUUCGAACCCUAAAUCUCAACAGCAUGGGGCUCACUGGGUCUAUUCCUGACCGUAUUGGUAACCUCUCCAACUUGAGAUUGUUGGAUAUGUCCAAUAAUGCGAUGGAAGCCACGAUUCCAACCCAAGUUGCUCGAAUGACCAGUCUUCGAAGCUUUUUGAUGCCGAACAAUCUAUUAUUUGGAGAACUCCCAACUCAAUUCCGCCAGUGCUCGAACAUGGAAUACUUUGAUCUCUCCAAUAACCAAAUGAGUGGAUCCAUUCCUCGACGCAUCAUGGCCAUGACCAAUUUGGUCUUCUUGGGACUUGCCAACAACAACUUUCAGAACAACAUUCCCUCCGAAGUUGUAGAUCUGACCAAGCUUCAAAUUUUGAGAUUGGAUGGCAACGAAUUGAGUGGAUUCAUUCCUGCCUUGCCACUAGGAUUGGUUGAUUGUACAUUGGCCGGAAACAGCUUUUCAGAAGAUAUUUACUCGCUUCUUCGAGGAUGCCGAGUAGAAUAA
Molecule: messenger RNA, 2520 nt
Organism: Cylindrotheca closterium
Lineage: Eukaryota; Bacillariophyta; Bacillariophyceae; Bacillariales; Bacillariaceae
Source: the annotation of a GenBank genome assembly